CGCGCCAGAGUGGGCGGGCGGUAGGUUGCGGCGCGGUUUGGCUGCACCGACACCGGGUUACAUAGGGCGGAGUCCGGCGUGUCCUUGGGCAGACGCCGGGCGGUGCGGGGCGGCCGGGGAAAGGCGGCGGCGGGGCAGCGCUGAAGAUGGGGGACGUCGAGAAGGGCAAGAAGAUCUUCGUGCAGAAAUGCUCCCAGUGCCAUACGGUUGAGAAGGGAGGCAAGCACAAGACCGGACCCAACCUACACGGCCUGUUCGGGCGCAAGACUGGGCAGGCUGAGGGCUUCUCGUACACAGAUGCUAAUAAGAAUAAAGGUAUCACCUGGGGUGAGGAUACUCUGAUGGAGUAUUUGGAAAAUCCAAAGAAGUACAUCCCAGGAACAAAGAUGAUUUUCGCGGGUAUUAAGAAGAAGUCCGAGAGAGCAGACUUAAUAGCAUAUCUCAAAGAUGCCACUGCAAAGUAGAAGUUAUCUGCUGCCUUAUUUAUUUCACAAAGGAGAUGGCAAUGGAAAUAUCUGUGACAAGAUUGGUUUUUAAACAUUCUAUUUUUACAUGUACCAUGUCUAACCUUAAAAUUGGUCUUACCCAUCAGAUAACGUUGCUCAUGGUGGGAUGCUGGACUACACGCUUGUUUGGCAGCCACUAACUUAUGGAAACUAUGUAAUUGGAUUGAUUUAAAUGAAUAUAAUGUUCAGUCAUUCUUGAUCAUGGAAUUAAAAAAAAAACAAACAAACACUUCUGGCCUCUUCAUUGUUUAAAAAAAAAAAAGCAUUGAAUGAGUAAUUGUUAGUAGUAUAACAGGUUUGGCAGCCUAACUCUUCCAGAUGGAAAAGGAGGAUGGGCCUUAGCAUCUUCCACCAUAAGUCUGUGACAUUACUUUAAAGAUUUACUUAAAAAAAUUAAAAAAUAUUUUUCUAAGUUUGAUCAGUACAAGGUGUUAUGGUAUAUAUUAAUCUGUCUAAAGCUUGGAAUAAGAAUACAAUUUCACUUUCUUACUAAUUGUGAAAUGGUAACUGUGCUCAGGCCCUUUUAUCUAGGGGAAGCAUGUUACUUGAUUUAUCUGGACUUUGACAGUUGCAUGCACCAGUAGAGUAUAACUCCAGAAACCUCUUCAUUUUUGUGAACGUUGUUGAAACCCUGUGUUCAGUAAGUCUUCAGAAAACAGCAAUUUGUAGUGUAAUGAAAGAAAAACAUGAUGUUCUGGAAAGAUAAUAACUAAAAACCAAGUUGAGAGUUAACAAUCUUAUUUCAGCAGAAGCGCUAACCUGAAAUCUACUGUUAAAAGCAACUUCUGAUGAAGAGGUACAGGAAUAAAUGCAGUGGUAGACUAAAAGGAAACAGUCUUCCUCUGUGCCUGCCUGGAGCCUAUAUCACUACAGAAGGUUCUGUUUCAUGUGUAAAGCAGUAUUUUAGCAUUUUAACUGGAUUUUUUUUCAAAUUAAGUGAAUUGUUCAGCUGAAUGUAUUUACUGUGUAUCAACAGUAAGGCACAACUUGGAGUGAUCAAUCUGAUAAAUUAAAAGUAUUGAAAGUUU
Messenger RNA from Cygnus olor (mute swan), 1534 nucleotides. RefSeq names its product cytochrome c. Gene Ontology annotation, biological process: mitochondrial electron transport, ubiquinol to cytochrome c; mitochondrial electron transport, cytochrome c to oxygen. NCBI's taxonomy places the organism in Eukaryota, Metazoa, Chordata, Aves, Anseriformes, Anatidae. The coding region runs from base 147 to 464 and encodes 105 amino acids. The transcript is spliced from 3 exons. Gene Ontology annotation, cellular component: mitochondrial intermembrane space. The record is from RefSeq and is a predicted model, not a curated record. Gene Ontology annotation, molecular function: heme binding; electron transfer activity.